Molecule: messenger RNA, 1287 nt
Organism: Ilex paraguariensis (yerba mate)
Lineage: Eukaryota; Viridiplantae; Streptophyta; Magnoliopsida; Aquifoliales; Aquifoliaceae
Source: the annotation of a GenBank genome assembly
AUGAGAUACAUAUCAUCACAAACAGAGCGUGCAGUUCGCUUUGUUGGUCUUUCAACAGCUUUAGCAAAUGCACAUGAUUUGGCUGACUGGCUGGGUGUUGAGGAUAUUGGUCUAUUCAAUUUCAAGCCUAGUGUGAGGCCUGUGCCUCUAGAAGUUCAUAUACAGGCAAGUGGAUACCCCGGGAAGUUCUACUGCCCAAGGAUGAACAGCAUGAAUAAGCCCACCUAUGCUGCCAUUUGCACUCAUUCUCCCACGAAACCCGUUCUGAUAUUUGUUUCAUCUCGUCGCCAGACAAGGCUUACUGCAUUGGACCUCAUUCAAUUUGCAGCUUCAGACGAGCAUCCUAGGCAGUUUCUACGUAUGCCAGAAGAAGCACUACAGAUGAUUCUUUCUCAGGUCUCUGAUCAGAACCUGAGACACACAUUACAAUUUGGCAUUGGGUUGCACCAUGCAGGACUCAAUGACAAGGAUAGAUCUCUAACCGAGGAACUUUUUGCAAACAACAAGAUUCAGGUAUUGGUCUGCACAAGCACAUUGGCAUGGGGUGUAAAUCUGCCAGCUCAUUUGGUUAUAAUUAAGGGAACAGAAUAUUAUGACGGAAAAGCGAAGCGAUAUGUGGAUUUUCCCAUCACAGAUAUCUUGCAAAUGAUGGGUCGUGCGGGGAGACCACAGUAUGAUCAACAUGGAAAAGCUGUCAUUCUUGUUCAUGAACCCAAAAAAAGCUUCUAUAAAAAGUUUCUGUAUGAACCAUUUCCAGUCGAAAGCAGUCUGAGGGAGCAGCUACAUGAGCACAUCAAUGCUGAGAUAGUUUCUGGAACAAUUUGUCAUAAAGAGGAUGCCUUGCAUUAUCUCACGUGGACUUAUUUGUUUCGGAGAUUGAUGGUUAACCCUGCAUAUUAUGGGUUAGAGGAUCCAGAACCCCACACUGUCAGUUCAUAUUUGUCAAGCUUAGUGCAAGACACAUUUGAAGAUUUGGAAGAUAGUGGAUGCAUCAAGAUCAAUGGAGACAGUGUAGAGCCUUUGAUGUUGGGUUCAAUUGCAUCUCAGUAUUACCUUAAAUACUUGACUGUGUCAAUGUUUGGUUCAAACAUAGGUCCAUAUACGUCACUUGAAGUUUUCCUUCACAUACUAUCUGGUGCUUCUGAGUACGAUGAGUUGCCUGUGCGACAUAAUGAGUCCUGGCAGCUCCAGAGAAAGGAAAUUGAUCUUAUACAUAGCAGCUAUGGACAAGUUGACAAGGGUUCGGCCACAGCUGCUCUAGCCAUGUUGCAUAAGAAGGAAGUAUGA